Molecule: messenger RNA, 1915 nt
Organism: Zea mays
Lineage: Eukaryota; Viridiplantae; Streptophyta; Magnoliopsida; Poales; Poaceae
Exons: 7
Coding region: 633-1559 (308 amino acids)
Molecular function (GO): 3'-5'-RNA exonuclease activity
Source: RefSeq, a predicted model, not a curated record
UACAUUCAUUCACAUGAUGACAUUUAGGCGAAAGCCGGUUUCCAUAAUGGCAUAAAUCCAAAUUUCUCGUGAAUAUCUCAGCGCCGAGCUCGAGCCCGCAGUCUGCCAUCCCCUUUCGGUGGCAACCAAAUCCGGCUUGCCUGCAGCGGAUCUCCAUCUGGUCGGAGUGGAUCGGGUCUCCGGUGGUGUUUCUCGCCUCCGUGGCGGUUAGUGGCGCCGGACGGACCACGUCCCCGCAGCAGCGGUCAGCGGCGGCUGGCCUAGCUGCGGUGGCUUGAGGCGGCUCUCGGACGGGUGCCUCGAGCUGGCACCAGCGGGUGGGUGCCGCAACUCUCACCGCUAGCUGGUGUAGAGGCGGCGAGUCCCGGCGCCAUGGAGGGUAGGCCGCAAGUGUCCGCUUAGAGAGGGGUCAACAAAGGGACUUGUCAAGCUACGACACUGCGGUCUUCGGUUGCCCUGCUCAGCUUGUUGUUGCCGUACAUGAUCCUUCAUGAUUUGUGAGAGAUCUAUAUUCCCCGAAUCUUCACCGGCUCUGCCAGAUCACUGGCGAUCUUCUUGCCAGCCGCCUCCGCUAACCUGCGCGGCACAGUAGAGCUCAGGAAAAGCGGUGGGACUGAGGGAGAAAAGAGGAGAUGACUAGCCUGUCGAUCACAGUGAUGACGCUGAACUUGCAUGAAGGCGAGCAGCCGAGCGAGAGUCCCAACAGCUGGGAGAAGCGCCGGGACAUCUGCGUCAGCGUCAUCACCAGCUACUCUCCUACCAUCCUUUGCACCCAACAAGGCUUAAGAUGGCAACUGGACUACCUACAACAGUGCUUGCCAGGUUAUGAACAGUUUGGAAUCUCAAGAAAAGGCUCACAGGACAACACUGAUGAAUACUGCACAAUAUUCUAUGAAAAGGAAAAGGUGGAGCUUACUGAAGGUGGCACUUUUUGGUUGUCGGAAUCACCAUCUGUUCCAGGAAGCAUUUCAUGGGGAGCAAAUGCACCCUGCAUUGCAACAUGGGCAACGUUUCAACUCAAAAGAUUAGAACCACCUGGAUUCAGUUUUCAGAUCGUAAAUACAAAUCUUGAUGAAGUUAGCCCUCGUGCUCGACGAAGAAGUGCUUUGCUUACAUGGCAACAUAUAGCAUCGCUGGCCCCCAAUUUGCCUGUUAUCUAUUGUGGAGGCUUCAAUACACAGAAGGAAUCUAUGACUGGGCGGUUUUUGCUUGGCAGAUCCAGAGAACAUGGUGUUGUUGGUGAUAUGAGAGAUGCUUGGCCAAAUGCUCGAGUGCGAAAAAAUGUGUCAAUAAUACACACAUAUCAUGGAUUUAAAGGGGAGAAAAAAGGUGCCCUAGAAUUUCUUAAAUUAAUAUUUAGAGCUCUUUGCCUCUGCUGGGAUCGACAGACACAGGACUUGCAUGUUGACUGGAUCCUAUUUAGAGGACGCCCACUGGUUCCUGCACUUUGUGAGGUCAUAAAUGACAAUAUAGAUGGCGUUUAUCCGUCGUCGCACUUCCCUAUCUUUGCUGAGUUUUUGCUUCCACGCUCAGUUCGCCUAGCCGAGACACCUUCAUAGCCAUCGUGUCAUUUUUUUUAUAUUUUUUCCCAAUCUCAUUCUGAUUACGGCUGAUUGUUCCUUUCGACGACUUCACCAUGAAAUUGGGGUACCACCCUUCACCACAAUUGCUGGUCACUUCAUUCCGCAAAACAAGACAAUAUACACGUGCAUCCUUUUUAUAUAUGUUUCCAGUCAGUAGUCACUAUUAUGUGUUGCCUCAGCCUUGCUAUCUUUUUAAAGUUCACCUUUUCCAUAUGGCGUUGAUUUUCAUGUAUAUAUACUGUACCUUUACAUGCUAUUUAUCACAACUGUGAGAGUUCAAGUAAAUCUGAUGUAAUGAAAUUUCCAAGCUGCUCUUUUUUCACAUUCUUAUA